CGCCGUGAUUGGUCCGCGGCCGUGACGCGCGCGGCGGGGCGGAAGUGGCGGCUCCGACCAUGGACAGCAGUGAUGACAUUGAAGAUGUGUCUCUCUUUGAUGCAGACGAUGAUGUAUCCAGGAGAUCCAAAAAGUCAAAAAUAAGGCACCCAGUGGCAUCAUUUUUCCACUUGUUCUUCCGAGUCAGUGCCAUCGUUGUUUACCUGCUCUGUGAGCUCCUAACCAGCAGCUUCAUUGCCUGCAUGGUGACCAUCAUCCUCCUCCUGUCCUGUGACUUCUGGGCUGUAAAGAACGUCACAGGGCGGCUCAUGGUCGGCCUUCGCUGGUGGAACCAGGUGGAUGAUGAUGGCAGAAGUCACUGGGUGUUUGAGGCCAGGAAGGGGUCAGCACAAGGGGGUAAAACCUCAUCUGAAGCAGAGUCCCGAAUUUUCUGGCUAGGCCUGAUCACCUGCCCCAUGAUCUGGGUGAUCUUUGCCUUCAGUGCUCUCUUCUCUUUCAAAGUGAAGUGGUUGGCAGUGGUGGUGAUGGGGGUGGUGCUGCAGGGAGCCAACCUCUACGGCUACAUCAGGUGUAAAGUUGGCAGCAGGAAGAACCUGACCAGCAUAGCAACCAACUACCUGGGGAAGCAGUUCCUGCGGCAGACCAUGGCUACAGAGGACCAAGCAGCAUCCUGAGUGUGGUGGGAGCCUCCAGCCAGGCUGCAUUCCCAGCAGUGACCAACACAGAAGUUGCUCUGACCAAUUUGGGAGCUGCACACAAGGUGUGAAUCAAAAGAAGUAAAUAAAUUUUGCAAGACUUGAGGUUAACACUCCUGGCAACUUAUAUUCCAUUUUCCACUAGCAGUUUGUGUUUAAGUCUUCUCUUUAGUUUGAUUAACAAGAAUUAAUUUGCUUAAACUUUAAAUUAAAAGAUAGCCUGAGUGGGUUUCAUAGAGGUUUAGAACUACUGGAUGAGUUAAAAAAAAUUGCUGGAGAGUCUUCAGAAAAGCCAUGUACAAGCCAAGCCUUGGGAACUCUCCUGCUCCUUCAGCACUUGGUGCCUGGCUGCUUUCAGCUGUGGGCUUUCAGGUUUGGCUCUUGGAGGUUGUUGCUGCACUAUAAAGAGUGACUUUUUGGCCCUGCAUCCCUGACUGUGUGACUGGAAUGGCACUGAGUGGCUGCAGUGAGGGGCAUCUGAAGGAAAUGGAGCUGCUGGAAGAUCCCUGAGGUCCCAUGGCAGCUGCAGAAGGUGACCUGUGAGCUGGCCCUGGUUUCUGAAGCCUUCACAGACCUGGAGAACAUCCUAAAGCCCUGGAUCUGUGGGAUCCCUGCAGGGCUGUGAGAGCAGCCUUGUGUGCCUGGCCUGUCACCCUGAGGCUGUGUGGUGUCCUGCAGGGGACCCUGGGGCCAUGGCCUGUCCUGGAGGGGACCCUGGGGCCAUGGCCAGUCCUGGAGGGGACCCUGGGGCCAUGGCCUGCCCUGGAGGGGACCCUGGGGCCAUGGGGCUGCUCCUCAGACCAGCAGGGUGUGGGGAUGGGAGUUCCUGGCACAGGGGUGGCACUGGCAGGGUGUCACCCUCCUGCAGAGCCCUCCGUGCUGUCCCUGAGCUGGGGAGAGCCCAGCUGGGUGCCAGUGCUCACAGGGGUGGCACUGCUGUGUGUGAGCUCACCCCUGCACAGGGAGCAGCUCAGCUCCUUCUCUGGGCUCUGCCCUGAGCUUGUGCUUCCACAGCAGCAGGUGCUGAACGUUCUGGGUCAGGAUUGUGACUGAAGAAUUCACAUGAUGGUUUCUUUCUGACUCCUGUGUGCUGUGCAUUGUGGGGUUGCAUUACCCCGGUUCCUCUCCCUGUGCUCUGCAGUACUGGCAGCUGUACGUUUGUUAGCUCUGAUUGAUACCUUCCUUUUGUAAAUACGUAUUUAUAAAAUCUUGAAAUUAAAAUGCUGCUUUGUUUAACCA
Molecule: messenger RNA, 1934 nt
Organism: Camarhynchus parvulus
Lineage: Eukaryota; Metazoa; Chordata; Aves; Passeriformes; Thraupidae
Product: Golgi apparatus membrane protein TVP23 homolog B-like
Exons: 7
Coding region: 60-674 (204 amino acids)
Biological process (GO): vesicle-mediated transport; protein secretion
Cellular component (GO): Golgi membrane
Source: RefSeq, a predicted model, not a curated record